CAUAUGUUUGAUUACUUGUAACAAUAGAAGUACUUUUCAUAGAACUUAAUUAUGGUAUUCUAAUAGAUAUCGGAGGAUCCAAAGGUCGAUUAAGGCGUGCAUGGAAUGACAACGAGACCAAGAGUUGAUGGAGCUAAUCCCAAACGCAAACAUCGAGUCAUCACUGGCUGUGUUUACGAAAAUUUCAAGCCUAUUUAUGAAUGGAUACAAGAAGAUGAUCAUGACAGUCUUCUUGUUUAUCUACCUGGAUUCUCAAAAGAGUUUAUCAAGGUUACAAUAGAAAAUCCAAAUAUUCUUCACGUUCUUGGGCAACGUCUUAUUCCAGGAAACAAAUGGCAUUGGUUUCAUGAAGAUUUGAAAGUUCCUGAAAAUUGCAAAGUGAACGUAAUUCGUGCCAAAUUCGAUGGCGGAAUCCUCACCAUUACUAUGCCUCACAAGAUCAUCAAUCCACUCACCAUCCAAGAACCCAUGAAAAGAGAAACACAAGAUACAAAAUCAACAAAGCCCAUUUCUUCAACUUUAGCUUCCACUAUUCCAUCACAACCAUCAUUAAAUAACCCUACAAAACCUAGCAAUGAAAGUAAAAAUGGUCACAUGUCAUUAGAUCAAGCCAUGGGAAGGAUUAAAGACGAAAGAAAGGUGAUAGUGAACAUGGGAGUGGUAGCAACGACGGUGGUGGCGGUGGCAUCGGUGGCAGUUGGGAUUUAUAUGUUCCCUACUAUGUUGGAAAUUCAAGUAUAGGGAAUUAAGUAAAAAGUUGUGAAAUUUGCGAAUGGUUCACUUUAUAAAA
Helianthus annuus (common sunflower) is the source of this 790-nucleotide messenger RNA. RefSeq lists its product as uncharacterized. Lineage: Eukaryota; Viridiplantae; Streptophyta; Magnoliopsida; Asterales; Asteraceae. The transcript has 2 exons. The record is from RefSeq and is a predicted model, not a curated record. Bases 106 to 741 code for a protein of 211 amino acids.